UCUGGGAAAAGAAAGACUGGAGGCGGUCGCCAUAUUGUUUUUAUUCCGCAGAUUCACUGGAGCAGAAAGCAACGAACAUCCUUAUUAAAUCAGCUUAUAAUAAACAAUUAUACAGGUAACCGUAAUAUAAUAUUAGAAGAGGUCGUUGUAGAUGUCACUGCAUUCAUAAGACCAUAUUUAGUCGUGUCAGUCGGAUUUAUUCGUGCAGAACAUGGGGCGCUCCCGGAGCCGCAGCUCGUCCCGGUCCAAACACUCUAAACACAGCCGCAGACGGAGCCGCUCCAAAUCCAAAUCCAAUAAGAAAAGGAGCAGAUCGAAGGAGUUGAAGAGAAGCAGACGGUCCCGCUCGAGAUCUGGCAGCAGGAGGGACAGGGGUGGCUCACCACCCGACAGAACCGACAUGUUCGGCCGGACACUGAGCAAGAGAAGCAACGACGAGAAACAGAGGAGAGAAGAGGACGAGAGAAGAGCAGAGAUAGAAAGACAGAGGAAGAUCCGUCACCAGGAGAUCGAGGAGCGCCUGAUUGAGGAGGAGACGGCGAGGCGUGUGGAGGAGCUUGUGGCGCGGCGUGUGGAGGAGGAGCUUGAGAAGCGACGUGACGAGAUCGAGCAUGAGGUCCUGCGGAGGGUGGAGGAGGCCAAACGCAUCAUGGAGGCACAGCUUUUGCAGGAGCUAGAGAAGCAGAGGCAGGCAGAACUGAACGCCCAGAAAACCAGAGAGGAGGAAGAGAAAUCCAAACGAGCGGAGCUGGAGAGAAUUUUGGAAGAAAACAACCGAAAGAUUGCUGAUGCUCAAGCUAAGCUGGCUGAGGAUCAGCUACGUAUAGUAGAAGAACAGAGAAAGAUCCAUGAGGAACGCAUGAAGCUACAGCAGGAGAGGCAGAAACAACAGAAAGAGGAACAGAGGAUGAUAUUGGGGAAGGGCAAGUCCCGACCUCGCCUCUCCUUCACUCUCAAAGCUACAGAGUGACUCUUGUCUUGUCUUCUCUUUUCUUCUGAUGAGUGCUUCAUGUUGAAGUGAAUCGGAGUCUCAAAGAGAGGUCUGCUCUGUGCGCUCUGCCCACAUAAAUUGGUCUUCAUAAACCCAGGAAAGAAAGAAAAAAUCCCCCCAAAAAUUGAAUCCUCUCUUCAUAACCGGACUUCCAGGCCCCACCACAGACUUACAGAUCCUGCCAUCUUUUGCUUCUUCUUUUUUUCAGUGUGUUGUAUUGAUAUUUGACAUUAUUAGGCUGGAGUCACCUUUAGAAACAUUGUUUUCCUUUUCAGUGGCAAACAAAUAAGAAUGAAUAAGUGUAAAUAUUUGUGUAUAUGAGUGUGUGUGUUGUUGGAUCGGUCGGUUGGUCAUUAUAUGUCAGUGGUUUGGGAGCUUGAAUGGUACAACCCCAGUUUACGACGGUACUUUUCAAAGCAUCAGCAUACACAAAAUUAUUAUUAUUUUUUUUAAAUGUAAAUUGGCAGACUUUUCAUUUUAUGCUUAUUAGUGAACGUAUGUCUGGGUGUGUGAGAGCAUUUUGUAUUUUUUAGACUGCAGACUGAACACCUCAAAGCAUAUAUAGUUCCUAAAAUGCUGCUUAAUACAUAAUCCCAUAAUCACCUGAUAUGAGCCACGUUUAUAGCAUUGUAACCUAGAUCAUAUUUGUCCUUUUUGAUACACUUUACUCAAAUCGCUCAUUUUGAAAUGUAGAACAUAUGUGUGACCAGAACUUUAGCUUUCACAAUACAAACAUUUCAGUGAAAAAGAAAAAAAAAAGGUUACAGUGUUACAAAGUCUCGUAAUAUCUAGUGCUCUGUUGUUACCUUAAGGAAAUCGGGAAUCACAGGUAAGACUAGUUAGGGUGUGUAUGCGAGCGAGUUUGUGUGUGUGUGUAUGUGUGUGUGUGUGUGUGUGUGUGUGAGUGUGUGCUAGAGGGUGUUCUUGUAUUGUGGUAAAUUACUCUUUUCCUUGUGAACUGGGACAUUUAGUGUGUUGACCAAUAAAUCCUGUGAACACAA
Messenger RNA from Pimephales promelas (fathead minnow), 1992 nucleotides. RefSeq names its product arginine and glutamate rich 1a (gene arglu1a). Gene Ontology annotation, cellular component: nucleoplasm; mitochondrion. NCBI's taxonomy places the organism in Eukaryota, Metazoa, Chordata, Actinopteri, Cypriniformes, Leuciscidae. Gene Ontology annotation, molecular function: cadherin binding. The record is from RefSeq and is a predicted model, not a curated record.